GCUAAUUUGUAAAACAAAUGUUGUUAUUGAGCAGGCAGAACACCAUUUAUUUAACUGACAUAGUUUUUCCUCAGUGACUGUGUUUUUGUUGCAUUUUAGCUAGCUAAAAUCAGCUUGGUUAUGGAGCCAUGAUGUUUAAAAACAAUCUUGUCAACAUUACAGCCUUUAAAAUCUACCUGUAAAACUAAUUAAGACGUUUUUAUACGUUUUUUACUUAAAAGUCGUCAAGAGCAGAGAAUGUGUUAGCUUCCAAAAAAGUUCCCAAGAUGCAGACCGGAAGUACCUCCACGAGAGCUAAAAAAUCUCCGUGCAGUCUAAACUAUUUGGAAAGACUGCCACGUGAGGUUUGGAUGAAGAUCCUGUCAUACCUGGAUGCCGGUGCACUUUUAAGCAUAAGCUACUGCAGUAAGUUCUUCUAUCAGCUCGCCAAUGACAAAACUCUGUGGCACAAGCUAUACAUCGAGUCUGCAAAGACAAGAAGGACAACGGAACAUGUGACGAUGAUGAAGAAUGAGGAUGAAAGUUUGGGCAGCUGGAAGCGGAUGUACUUCAGCCAAAAAUUAUCCCUCGACAUGAAAAGAUGGCGCUCUUUUCUCAAACCCUACAGUACUCACACUGAUGUGACUGGCCAGUCAGUAGACGUCCUCAGACGCUUGGGCGUUGUCUGGGAUCUGACAGUUACUGAUAAGUCUGGGCAUGAUUGUACUUUGGAGAUGAGCUGGUCCAAGUUCUUUGAGACCUCGAUAGCAGUGUGCUGGUUCGGAAGAGACUCGCUGCCCAACUACGAACAGAUUACCACCAUCCAACUCCACGGUAUCAGGAGGAUUGACUUCAGCCUCCCCGGCGUAAAGACACCUGGCUGGAGGUCCCUCGUGGCAAAACUGGACGUUCAACUUCUAAACGCAAAAGUUAUUGGUGAGGACCAGCUGGUGCAGCUGAAGUUGGUACAGCCUGGAGUCCUCAUUGGUGUCUGGAAGGAUCAGAGCUCCAUUGCCUUCAUUAUGUUCACCCUCCAUGUCCACAAUCUGGCAAACAGAAUCGUUAACCCAAGCUCUUAUCGUCUUCUUGCAAAGCAAAUAAUCAAACCAGGUUAUGACGACAUAGAUCCUGAAUAUGGUCUCCACGGUUACGUCCUGCACAUUGGACUCCACGACACUAGAAACAUGCUCUUGUCUCAGCGCUAUUUGGCGCUCUUCUGUCGAAGAGAAAACAUCUGUGACGGACGGAUUCGGCUCACAGCAGUUAGCAGAGAAAACUUGUCUCAUCAUCAAAAGCUGCCAGGCAUCAUCGCUCUACCCUGGAGGAGUGAGGCCAUACAAGGCACAGUGGAGAACUGCUGCAUCAUGAGUCUGACUCUGACGCACAUGCCUACGAAACUCGUCGUGUGUGUCUGCACUCCCGUUUCCAUGGAGCAGGAGAACCCGACCAUCUCAUACGAUUACGAUGGCGACGCCUUUCUGAUCCAGCAUCAGGACUCAAAUGUUCAAGUGAAGAUGCAGCUCGUGAGGACCAGAGAGGAGAGGGAAUUCUUCCUCGUGGGUUUAAACGUCUAUCUGAGUGUGGAUUUUGUCAACAAGCUUUUUGAGAGAAAUUAUUGAUUUCUCUGAACAUUUUUGCUUAGUUCCUCUAAUAAAAAGACUAUUUCAUUUGGAA
This is a messenger RNA of Nothobranchius furzeri (turquoise killifish), 1653 nucleotides long. It is a transcript of the gene fbxo15, whose product is annotated as F-box protein 15. Gene Ontology annotation, cellular component: SCF ubiquitin ligase complex. Lineage: Eukaryota; Metazoa; Chordata; Actinopteri; Cyprinodontiformes; Nothobranchiidae. Gene Ontology annotation, molecular function: protein binding. The record is from RefSeq and is a predicted model, not a curated record.